Molecule: messenger RNA, 2379 nt
Organism: Impatiens glandulifera
Lineage: Eukaryota; Viridiplantae; Streptophyta; Magnoliopsida; Ericales; Balsaminaceae
Product: cullin-3A-like
Exons: 2
Coding region: 117-2309 (730 amino acids)
Biological process (GO): protein ubiquitination; ubiquitin-dependent protein catabolic process
Cellular component (GO): cullin-RING ubiquitin ligase complex
Molecular function (GO): ubiquitin protein ligase binding
Source: RefSeq, a predicted model, not a curated record
GGAAAGCGCUGCUUCUGAACUCUGAACCCUAAUUCCGUCUACGCCAAUCCGAUUAUGUUCAAAAUAUAAUCAGGAUUGAAUCAUUUCGAAUUAUAUCAGAUACCGCGAGAGAGAUUAUGAGCGCCCCGAGGAAGAGGACUUUCCAGAUUGAAGCGUUCAGACACCGCGUAGUUGUCGAUCCCGAUUACGCUGAAACUACAUGGAAGAUCUUGGAGCACGCUAUUCACGAAAUCUAUGAUCACAAUGCUAGCGGCCUUAGUUUCGAAGAGCUUUACAGGAGUGCUUACAACAUGAUUUUGCACAAAUUUGGAGAGAAACUCUAUUCAGGACUUGUUUCCACCCUGACAUUGCAUCUGAAGAACAUGGCAAAAUCAAUCGACAGUGCUCAGGGAGAUUUGUUCCUCGAAGAGCUGAACAAGAAAUGGUUAUAUCACAACAAGUCAUUACAAAUGGUUAGGGAUAUACUAAUGUAUAUGGAUAGGACUUUCAUCCAAACUACACAUAAGGCCCCUGUUUAUGAGCUAGGUUUGAAACUGUGGAAACAUAUCAUUAUCCAUUCCACCAAAAUCCAACCCAGGCUGCUCGAUACUCUUCUUCAAUUGAUUCAAAGAGAAAGGGAAGGCGAAGUUAUCGACAGAGGUUUGUUUCGUAAUGUUACCAAAAUGCUGCAAGAUCUCGGUUCUCCAGUUUACCAAGGGGAUUUCGAGAAACCUUUUCUCGAAGCCUCUUCUGACUUCUAUAGAAGAGAGUCUCAGCAUUUCAUUGAUUGCUGUGAUUCCGGGGAUUACCUCAAGAAAGCAGAGAUACGUCUGAACGAAGAGAUUGAACGAGUUUCACACUAUCUCGACGUCAAAACUGAAUCCAAGAUCACUGCUGUCGUCGAAAAGGAAAUGAUCGAAAAUCACAUGACUCGGUUAGUCCAUAUGGAGAACUCGGGGUUGGUUAAAAUGAUAAUCAACGACAAAUAUGACGAUUUGGGAAGAACGUACAACCUUUUCCAAAGGGUGUCCAACGGGCUCUCGAUGGUUAGAGCCCUCAUGACCUCUCAUAUUCGUGAAACAGGUAAACAGCUUACAACAGAUACAGAAAGGCUGAAGGAUCCGAUUGAGUUCGUACAACGUCUACUAGACGAGAAGGAUAAAUAUGAUAAGAUCGUCAAUCUCGCUUUCAACAACGACAAGACUUUCCAGAACGCUCUAAACUCGUCCUUCGAGUACUUCAUCAACUUGAACCCGAGGUCCCCAGAAUUCAUUUCCUUGUUUAUGGACGAUAAGCUACGAAAAGGGCUAAAGGGUGCGAGUGAGGACGAUAUCGAGAUUGUACUUGAUAAAGUCAUGAUGAUUUUCCGUUACCUUCAAGAGAAGGACAUAUUCGAGAAAUACUACAAGCAGCAUCUUGCGAAGCGACUCCUUUCGGGUCGAACUGCAUCAGACGACGCCGAACGAAGCUUGAUACUGAAGCUUAAAACUGAAUGCGGUUACCAAUUCACUUCGAAAUUAGAAGGUAUGUUUACCGAUAUGAAGACAUCUGAGGAUACAAUGCGAGAGUUUUACAAAACCGACACAUCAGACCAUCCGACAAUCGCAGUUCACGUUCUAACAACCGGUUCAUGGCCGACUCAGGUCUCGGGCGGAUGCAACCUUCCUAUCGAAAUCAUGGGGAUUUGCGAUAAGUUUCGAAACUAUUACUUGGGCAAACACACUGGCAGGAGAUUGACUUGGCAGACGAAUAUGGGCACGGUUGAUCUUAAGGCCACGUUUGGAAAGGGUCGUAAGCACGAACUGAAUGUGUCGACUCACCAGAUGUGUGUACUCAUGUUAUUCAAUAAUGCUGAUAGUUUAUCUUAUAAGGAAAUUGAGCAGGCGACGGAGAUACCCUCGUCGGACCUGAAGAGGUGUAUGCAGUCUCUGGCCUGCGUUAAGGGGAAGAACGUGUUGAGGAAAGAGCCGAUGAGUAAGGAUGUGUCGGAUAACGAUACUUUUUUUGUGAACGAGAGUUUCGCAAGCAAAUUGUUUAAGGUGAAGAUUGGUACGGUUGUGGCUCAGAAGGAGUCCGAACCGGAGAAGCAGGAGACUCGACAGAGAGUGGAGGAAGAUAGGAAACCACAGAUUGAGGCUGCGAUUGUGAGGAUAAUGAAAUCGAGAAGAGUUUUGGACCAUAAUAAUAUUAUCGCGGAGGUGACGAAACAGCUGCAGUCGCGGUUCUUGGCUAAUCCGGUUGUGAUAAAGAAACGGAUCGAGUCUUUGAUCGAACGGGAGUUCUUGGAAAGGGAUAAGGUUGAUAGGAAGAUGUAUAGGUAUCUUGCUUGAUUCAAGUAGCAAACAGAUAGGAUUUUUAAUACUUAGUUUCAACAGAAUUUCAAAUUAUGGAUUUUAUUUA